Messenger RNA from Sciurus carolinensis (gray squirrel), 3265 nucleotides. It is a transcript of the gene Lrrtm1, whose product is annotated as leucine rich repeat transmembrane neuronal 1. Lineage: Eukaryota; Metazoa; Chordata; Mammalia; Rodentia; Sciuridae. The record is from RefSeq and is a predicted model, not a curated record. Bases 747 to 2312 code for a protein of 521 amino acids. Gene Ontology annotation, molecular function: protein binding. The transcript has 3 exons. Gene Ontology annotation, cellular component: extracellular matrix.
GAGCCCGGGCGCAGCUCGCUGCUCCCCACGCCACCGCCCGCGCCGCCCGCCGCCCGCACCACCCCGCCGCCCGCAAAGCAUGAGCGAGCCUGCUCUCCGCAGCUGCCCGGGGCGCGAAUGGCAGGCGGUCUCCGCGGAGUAAAAGGUGGCGCCGGUCAGUGGUGGUUUCCAAUGACGGACAUUAACCAGACUGUCAAAUCCUGGGGAGUCGCGAGCCCCGAGUUUGGAGUUUUUUCCCCCCACAACGUCACAGUUCGAACUGCAGAGGAAAAGAACGGCGGCAAGAAGGCGAAGCCCGGGCUCCGGCACGUAGUUGGGAAACUUGCAGGUCCUAGAAGUCGCCUCCCCGCCUCGCCGGCCGCCCUUGCAGCCCCGAGCCGAGCAGCAAAGUGAGACAUUGUGCGCCUGCCAGAUCCGCCGGCCGCGGACCCGGGCUGCCUCGGAAACACAGAGGGGUCUUCUCUCGCCCUGCAUAUAAUUAGCCUGCACACAAAGGGAGCAGCUGAAUGGAGGUUGUCACUCUCUGGAAAAGGGUAGGUAAGACACUUUUUAAUUAAAUUCUUUCCCGAAGAUUUUUUUUCCUCCCUUUUCUUUGCUGCAGCAUCUAACAUGGACCAAAUCACCAUCUCUUUGAUCUUUCCGUGGCUGUGAACUUUCUAUGCCGCCCAGCUUUCUGCAUGCUUAGAGAUUUCUGACCGAGCGCUUCCAAUGGACAUUCUCCAGUCUCUCUGGAAAGAUUCUCGCUAAUGGAUUUCCUGCUGCUCGGUCUCUGUCUAUACUGGCUGCUGAGGAGGCCCUCGGGGGUGGUCUUGUGUCUGCUGGGGGCCUGCUUUCAGAUGCUGCCCGCCGCCCCCAGCGGGUGCCCGCAGCUGUGCCGGUGUGAGGGGCGGCUGCUGUACUGCGAGGCGCUCAACCUCACCGAGGCGCCCCACAACCUGUCCGGCCUGCUGGGCUUGUCCCUGCGCUACAACAGCCUCUCGGAGCUGCGCGCCGGCCAGUUCACGGGGUUAAUGCAGCUCACGUGGCUCUAUCUGGAUCACAAUCACAUCUGCUCGGUGCAGGGGGACGCCUUUCAGAAACUGCGCCGAGUUAAGGAACUCACGCUGAGUUCCAACCAGAUCACCCAACUGGCCAACACCACCUUCCGGCCCAUGCCCAACCUGCGCAGCGUGGACCUCUCGUACAACAAACUGCAGGCGCUCGCGCCCGACCUCUUCCACGGGCUGCGGAAGCUCACUACGCUGCACAUGCGGGCCAACGCCAUUCAGUUCGUGCCGGUGCGCAUCUUCCAGGACUGCCGCAGCCUCAAGUUUCUCGACAUAGGAUACAAUCAGCUGAAGAGUCUGGCGCGCAACUCUUUCGCCGGCUUGUUCAAGCUCACGGAGCUGCACCUGGAGCACAACGACUUGGUCAAGGUGAACUUCGCCCACUUCCCGCGCCUCAUCUCUCUGCACUCCCUCUGCCUGAGGAGGAACAAGGUGGCCAUUGUGGUCAGCUCGCUGGACUGGGUUUGGAACCUGGAGAAAAUGGACCUGUCUGGCAACGAGAUCGAGUACAUGGAGCCCCAUGUGUUCGAGACCGUGCCGCACCUACAAUCCCUGCAGCUGGAUUCCAACCGCCUCACCUAUAUCGAGCCCCGUAUCCUCAACUCCUGGAAGUCACUUACAAGCAUUACCCUGGCGGGGAACUUGUGGGACUGCGGGCGCAACGUCUGUGCCCUGGCCUCCUGGCUGAGCAACUUCCAGGGGCGCUACGAUGGCAACUUACAGUGCGCCAGCCCGGAGUACGCACAGGGCGAGGAUGUCCUGGAUGCUGUGUACGCCUUCCACCUGUGCGAGGAUGGGGCUGAGCCCACCAGCGGUCACCUCCUCUCGGCAGUCACCAAUCGCAGUGACCUGGGACUCCCUGACAGCUCGGCCACCACACUCGUGGACGACGGGGAGGGGCAGCGCGAUGGCACGCCCGAGCCAGCCACCGUGGCUCUCCCCGGCGAGCACGCUGAGAACGCCGUGCAGAUCCACAAAGUGGUCACCGGCACCAUGGCCCUCAUCUUCUCUUUCCUCAUCGUGGUCUUGGUGCUUUACGUGUCCUGGAAGUGUUUCCCAGCCAGCCUCAGGCAGCUCAGACAGUGCUUUGUCACGCAGCGCAGAAAGCAAAAGCAGAAACAGACCAUGCAUCAGAUGGCUGCCAUGUCUGCCCAGGAAUACUACGUUGAUUACAAACCUAACCACAUUGAGGGAGCCCUGGUGAUCAUCAACGAGUAUGGCUCUUGUACCUGCCACCAGCAGCCCGCGAGGGAAUGCGAGGUGUGAUUGUCCCAGUGACUCUCAACCCAUGCGCUACCAAAAACGCCUGGGCAGCCGGUUGGGCCGGCGGGCACCAGGCUGGGGUCUCCUUGUCUGUGCUCUGAUAUGCUCCUUGACUGAAACUGUAAGGGGAUCUCUCCCAGAGACUUGACAUUUUAGCUUUAUUGUGUCUUAAAAACAAAAACGAAAUAAAACACAACAAAACCCCACCCCACAACCUUCUGGACAGUCUAUCUUAAAUUUCAUAUGAAAACUCCUUCCUCCCUUUGAAGAUCUGUCCAUAUUCAGGAAUCUGAGAGUGUAAAAAGAUUCAACACUCUGUCUUCUUUCUCUGAACAUACCUCUCUCCAGCAGCAUACACCUGCUUGAUCUUCUGAAAGUUUAAACAGAGACUCCUGGAAGAAAGUGGGAGCAGAAGUCUAGCUUGGUUCCUUGACAAUCACUUAUACAUCAUAUCCUUGCCACUGAAAGCGCACGCUAUGCUUUUCUGAGCCUUCAAGUACUAACUUCCCCUAUGGUCCUGUAUCUGUCAGCCUGUGAGACAACAUUCUUGGAUCCCACAGCCAAAUAGCCCUGAACUCCAGCAAAAUUCAGCCACACAUCCAGCAUCAAGCAGCCUGCUGGGCUCCACCUGCUUAUCCAGGGUCACCAACCCAAAAGAUGAAGCAGAUGUAAGAUAGGGAAGCACCUGUUUUUGUUUUUAUUUUCUACCCAGGCCCAGCUCUUUGGAAAAAAAAAAGAAAAGAAGAUUCGUGCUCCAAGCUGGUACUGCCAAGCUUCCUCCCCUCCCUUCCUUGUCCAAGCACUCCACCGUCUGUGCAGACUGCAUAACAGCAAUUUCUGGAAACUGGCUGAAGAAUCUGGGCCAGUACAGAUACAAUGGAUCCUGGUAUCUGCGUGGUGGGGUUUUAAGGAUUGUAUUUUUCACCUUAAUUCUUUUAACUACCGCCAGUUCUUUG